CGAACACUACAAUAUCGCAAGGGUACCUWGGAUUUGCUAACGAAAAGCCCCGAAAAUAUCACAUUAUAGAGGAUCCAAGGCAUUGAUUCAGCAAUCAAGAUGGGUGUCAUGAGUGAGAUCCAGCUGAAAAGGCUGUCAGAGCAUAAGUACAGCGCUCAGUGCACGUCUCUSUUGGACCCUGUGUUUCAGAUCUGGUGGCGAUGGCUUGUUGAACAAAUGCCUUUAUGGCUUGCACCGAAUCUUUUAACAAUGAUGGGCUUUUUGGCCAACUUAAUUCCUAAUUUUAUUCUGAUAUAUUACUGUCCUCAAGCAUUUGGAAACGCGCCACGAUGGGUCUACUUUCUGUGUGGUAUUGGUGUAUUUGUGGCACAGUCAUUAGAUGCAAUCGAUGGGAAACAAGCUCGUCGGACAGGAAGCAGCUCGCCACUUGGYGAACUCAUGGAUCAUGGUUGUGAUGCCAUUGCCAUGGUAACUGGUUGCUUGUCGUUUACUAUCACUAUUCAGCUUGGAAAGGAACCAAUAUGGAUGUUUAUAAUGUGUUUUACUGGGAUUGUGUUGUUUUACGUUUCCCAUUGGCAGACAUAUGUCUCUGGUACUAUGAAGUUUGGACUAAUUGAUGUGACCGAGCUUCAAGUAGCAUCGAUUUUAGUGUACUUCUUAACUGGGUUAUUUGGUCCUGAUUUCUGGUUGAACGAGGUUCCUGUGAUAGGUGUUACUUUUCAAACAUGUAUCCUAGCUUCAUCUGUCAUGGGCUGCGUCCUGUCAGUUUGUGCAAUUUUUAGUGAAAUUUACCAGGGUGGUAUGGGGAAAAAUGGCUCCACUAUUGCUGGAACCAGUGUUCUUUCGCCACUUCUACCCAUAACUUUAACAACAUAUCUAGCCUACCAUGUAGCCGUGAAAUCACCAAUGAAUAUUUUUAUUAAGCAUCCCUGUUUGUUUUACUUGGCGUUUGGCUUUGCUGGGACCAAAGUCACACUUAAGCUUGUUGUUGCUUGUAUGAGCAAAAGUCCCCUGGAAAUAAAGGAUAUUUGUAUGCUGGGCGGUAUUAUCCAAGUACUUAAUAUCCAUUAUGGAUGCCCUAUUGACGAGAAACUACUGCUGUGUAUGAUGAUGGUACACAUGGUGUUUGAUAUAAGUCGAUACUCAAUUACUGUUUGUUCUCAAAUUUGUAAUUAUCUAAACAUCUGUUGUUUUACCAUUCCAUACAAACCCACAGAAUCAACAAAAACUAAAUAAGUUAGUAAACUGAAAUAGUUAUGUAAAAAUAGUCGAGGUGAAUUGCACAGCAGUAUUGCACUGAAAUCACAUGACGUCGGCCAUUAUGGUUGACAGAAACAUUGGUUUUGACCUGGCAUCACCUUUAAAAGUGAGUUAAGAGUAAUUUGUAUCCAACRAAUUUGACAAACAAAGAAGUUAAUAACAAUUACCUUGUUUAUAUUUCCAAAAAAGAAAUUUCAACCAUGAUAUUUUUGUUUUGGCAUACCCAGAUGACUAGCGGCAAAUAGAAUAUGUGUGAAGGACAACCAAGGGUUGUYUGGGCAUAGUUGUGACACAGAAAGCUGUGUAUAAACAGCCUAUGAAAGGGCCAUGUGCAGCAGCGCCAUUUUGUUGAACAAAGCAUGAUGGAAGUUGUAGCCCUUGAACUGAUUAUAGACAAUAAAAUAUCUACCCAAAAGCCAUGUUUUCUUUGUAGAAWCGGUACAACUACUUCUAUUUUUACUUAGAAAAAGCUGCUUAGAAUGGCCAUUGUAGCAGACAUACAAAAGUGUGAGGACUACAACUACCAUCAUAAAAGCUGCACAAAAUGGCAUCGCAGCAAGUCGCCURUUAUUCUAAACUAWYAGCUGYAGUCUCCUAGGCCAUUUUUGUUUAUUGUUAAUACCAUGUAAAGUAUGAAUCAUGGCGACAAUCUUGGAUAGUUUCCAUGGCAACCUCUUCUAUCAAAGAAAGCCAAACYGGCUCCCUYACUCUGUUUAAAGAGGCUAKAUUACCUGUCUGAGAUGGUUGCCAUGAUAACGUACUGUGUUGUAACUUUUUAAAUUCUUAAAUAGUAUAAAUUAUAUGUGAAGUUGCAGUUUAAUCCAUGGAAAACAAGUAAAAAAAAUCCCAUAACUUACAAAUAAACCAUGUAGUUGUGUUUUA
Messenger RNA from Exaiptasia diaphana, 2142 nucleotides. Its product is annotated as choline/ethanolaminephosphotransferase 1. Gene Ontology annotation, cellular component: endoplasmic reticulum membrane; Golgi apparatus. The record is from RefSeq and is a predicted model, not a curated record. NCBI's taxonomy places the organism in Eukaryota, Metazoa, Cnidaria, Anthozoa, Actiniaria, Aiptasiidae. Gene Ontology annotation, biological process: phosphatidylethanolamine biosynthetic process. The transcript is spliced from 7 exons. Gene Ontology annotation, molecular function: diacylglycerol cholinephosphotransferase activity; ethanolaminephosphotransferase activity. The coding region runs from base 100 to 1236 and encodes 378 amino acids.